This is a messenger RNA of Humulus lupulus (European hop), 2016 nucleotides long. RefSeq lists its product as uncharacterized. The coding region runs from base 1 to 2016 and encodes 671 amino acids. Gene Ontology annotation, molecular function: zinc ion binding; nucleic acid binding. The record is from RefSeq and is a predicted model, not a curated record. The transcript is spliced from 4 exons. NCBI's taxonomy places the organism in Eukaryota, Viridiplantae, Streptophyta, Magnoliopsida, Rosales, Cannabaceae.
AUGACUCGAGUGGUGUUAUUGGAGAAAUUGUAUAAGAAGAUUGGGGUGAAUCAAAAUGAUAUCGAAUUGAAAAUAAGUUACUUACCUAUCAUUGCAGGAGAAAAUAUGCCACCACUCAUUUUACGAGGGGAUGAAUGUCUUGCAGCUUAUCUUUUGGAUUGUGGAGAGAACAAUUGUAGAGUUGCACUACGUGUGGAGCUCAUUAAGAGAGAAGAUAUAUGUGACAUGGAAGUUGAACGCAACAUGAAAGAAAAUGAACAAAGUUUAGUAGAUGAUUACUUUGACCGUGAAUUUUACUUUGAAAAUAAUAUUUGUGAAGCUGCUUCUGCACCAGGCGAAAGUGGUGUUAAUCUAGGUUGUGAACCUGUGGACCUUCUUAACAAAAGGACAACAUCAUCAUCUCCAACUCCAAAUCACAUUGACCCACUGAACUACUAUGAUUCGUUGGACCACCAUGAUGAACAAAAUCAAGUCCCUAGUGAAGACACAUUUAGUUUCCCAGAUGGGUCAGAUUUGGCAAUUGGUCAAGAAUUCAAGAACAAAGAUGAGGCAGUGCGUGCAGCAAAAGUUACCAACUCAGAGCGUUUCUCAAUACGAACUUAUUGUAACACUCACACUUGUUCCCUUAUUAGCCGAAAAAGAAAGCAUUGUCAAGCAAGUGCUGCAGUAGUUGCUAAUGUCGUGAGGUCAAGUUUCGAUGGUCAAAAAGAGACACCGAAGCCAAAAGCAAUAAUGACGAUUAUGCAAAACAAUCACAUGCCAAUAACAUAUUGGAAAGCUUGGAAGGGGAAAAAACUUGCAAACAACCUUCUUAGAGGUUCACUUGAAUUAAGUUUUCAAAAUCUUCCAGCUUACUUAUACAUGGUUCGAAAGAUGAAUCCAGGUACGAUCAUGCAUUUGGAGGUGGAUGAAGAUUCUAAAUUCAAAUAUGUUUUCCUAGCAUAUGGAGCAUGCAUCAAAGGAUUUCGUUGCAUGAGAAAGGUUAUUGCGGUGGAUGGGACUUGGUUGAAGACCAAGUACAAAGGUGUAAUGCUCAUUGCAACAGCACAAGAUGGUAAUUUUCAUCAAUAUCCUAUUGCUUGGGCUGUGGUUGAUUCAGAGAAUGGUGCUUCAUGGUCAUGGUUCCUUACAAAGUUACAAGAACUUAUACCAGAUGAUAGUGAUUUAGUCUUUAUUUCAGAUAGAAAUCAAAGCAUCAUCAAUGGGGUGUCAAAUAUUUAUAGGAAGUCACAACAUGGGCAUUGUAGGUGGCAUCUGUCUCAGAAUAUUAAAGCACGUGUCAGAGUUAAAGGUGUCAUAAAAUUAUUCGAAGAAACUGCCAAUGCCUAUAAAGUUUCCGAUUUCAACAAACUCUAUGAUGAAUUGAAGAAUAGAUAUCCCGUAGCAGUGAAGUAUCUUGAAGAAUCAAAUCUCACACUUAGUAAAUGGCCGAGAUCUCACUUUACACGUUGUCAGUACAAUAUUAUGACUACGAAUGGUGCAGAAUCUAUUAAUGCAGCACUGAGGGAACCUAGAGAGUACCCUAUCAUUGCGUUGUUGGGGGCUAUGCAGGCAAAAGUCUCUGAGUGGUUCAACAAUCGCUGCAAUAUUGUGGCAUCUAUCAAUACAAAGUGUAAAGAAAAUGAUGCCAUAAUUGAUUUAGGUCAAAGACAAUGCUCAUGUCGUGUCUUUGACCUUGAUCAACUUCCAUGUGUGCAUGCAUUAGCAUCAUAUGAGCAAGCUGGAAUAGAAGUGUAUGAUUUGUGCUCUAAUUAUUAUAAGUUGGAAACUUGGGCGUUGGCUUAUGUUGAUACCAUUUAUCCAGUCCCUCAACAAGAAGAUUGGGAUAUCAAUGAAGUUGAAGUAUUGCCGAAGGUAUUGCCUCCAAAUGUCCCAAUCAAGCGUGGUAGAGCAAAAUUGAAAAGAAUCCCAUCAGUUGGUGAGGGAAAAAAAUGGAUAAAAAGGUGUGGUUUAUGCGGGCAGCCUGGUCACUCCAAAAAAACAUGCCCCUUACGAGCCACAACUUCUAAAUUGUAA